Molecule: messenger RNA, 1013 nt
Organism: Plodia interpunctella (Indianmeal moth)
Lineage: Eukaryota; Metazoa; Arthropoda; Insecta; Lepidoptera; Pyralidae
Exons: 5
Coding region: 237-962 (241 amino acids)
Source: RefSeq, a predicted model, not a curated record
UUAUCGUAAUAAUUAGAUUUUUGGACAAUGAUGCAAUUUAUAAGUCAUUUAUCAUGAGCUAAUUACAAUACCCUUUGUGUACCCUAAAUUUUAAAGAAAUUGUAAUUAAACUAAAGUGUCCCAUGUAAAUUACUUUUACUAUAAAAACUGAACGUUAUUGUUAGCAUUUAACAUUAUAGUUAUAACGGACGAAGAAGCGUCAUCCCUUCUCAGUGACUAUCAAGAAUCAGUGAAAAAUGACAAAAAUUGGGAUAUUUUUAGUUUUACUACAGUACUACUUACGUUUUGGUGUUAAUGGAAAAUUUUUCCAUACAAGACCAUGUGAAGCCAAGAGUCCGGGUUGUCUCGCCAAGCACAUCCAAGCUGCUAUGCCGGCAUUUACCAGAGGCUAUGAUUAUGGGCUAAACCCUCUGGAUCCCUACCCGAUGAACAACUUCGAGGUUUUGCUGGCUGGAGGGCUACUGAUGCGGAUCAAUGAGGGACAGGCAAGAGGCUUGAGGAAGUGUACCGUUGACUUUGCGAGGAUGGUGGACGAUACCUUAGAAACACAGUUUCACUGCAACAUAAGCUUCAGAGGGAAAUACAAAUCAACUGGCCAUCUGCUCAUGUUUUCCUUCAACGGAGACGGAGACGCCAAAGUCAAAUGCAUGAACCUCAAAAUCCACAACAUCAUGAAACUGGGCACCAGAGAAGACCCUAGCGGCCGUAAGUUCUUCGUGAUGAAGAACAGUACCACCACACACAGUUACGAAGGACGCGUCUCCUACAGCUUAACCAACCUGCUCAAGGGAAAUCCAUUAGCUGGUAAGGCAGUUCUUCAGUUCAUGAAUGACAAUUGGCGCAUAGUUGCUGAAGAAUUCGGAGAUCCCUUCGUUCAAUACGGUGUGUCCAUGUUCAUUGCUAAUGUAGAAAGGUUGUUCGAUGUGGUUCCCCAAGACCGUUUGGUAAAUGCUGACUUCUAGAUUUUUAAGUAGAAUUUACUUCUUUAGAAUUUAUAGAUGAAUAAAAUUAUG